AUGGACGCAUACACCAAGACGCCUUGCCAGCGCGGUGUAAUUACGGCUAACAAACCUUGUAUAAUCAUGAUGACCACAAAGAAAUGGCCCCUAGUCCCCAGCGGUUGUACUAUUCCUGGCUACGGCAGCAGCUACGGUUCCGGUGCAACAAGGGGUGCGAAGAAUCUCUGGAAGAGACAGAGCUGCCACACCCAAAUGAAUAUAGCAACGUUUAACACCCGGACUCUGAGACUGCAAGCGAAAUUGGAAGAACUGGAAAAAGACUUGGAACAAGUGAAUUGGGACAUUCUAGGAUUAUCAGAAGUGAAACGGAAGGGAGAGGACAAACUGAAACUACAAUCCGGUAAUGUGUUGUUCUAUACAGGAGACAGUAACUCAGCAAUUGGAAGCGUGGGAUUUCUGAUACACAGAAGAAUUGUUGGACACGUCACAGAGAUGCGCAGCAUAUCACCACGUGUCGCCUACAUCGUCUUGUCUAUCAACAAGAGAUAUUCACUGAGAAUUGUACAAGGCUAUGCUCCAACAUCAGGACACUCGGAUGUAGAAAGUGAAUUAUUUUACGAAGACGUAGAUAAAGCCCUAUCACAAGGCCCGAGAACUCAGUUCAACAUUAUUAUGGGAGACUUUAAUGCGAGACUGGGAUGUAGAACAAUAGGAGAAGUUAGCGUAGGGCCAUUCGGCUAUGGAACGAGGAACAGACGUGGCCAAGCCUUUGCCAACUUCUUAGAAGAAAGACGACUCUACGCCAUGAAUACGUUUUUCGUGAAAAAUGCGAAGCGAAAAUGGACUUGGGCCAGUCCUGAUGGGAAGACAAAGAGCGAAUAUGACUAUAUCUGCACGGAUAAUAAACAGAUAGUCACGGACGUUACAGUAAUUAAAAAGCUGAAGAUGAGCGAUCACCGGCUUGUCAGAAGUACCAUCAGGAUUGAUACACGCUUAGAAAGAAAGAAGCUUCUAAGAAAUCCGCUGGCAAACCUUCACAUACCUCAGGGCGUGAAUAAAGAAUACAAGCAAAAACUAGCCCAAGGUCUGAAGAGACCUUUGAUAGACUGCUUUGAGCAGUCCUUAGAUGACAAAUACAAUUAUGAAUACUAUCUCCAACAUAGCUAG
Achroia grisella is the source of this 1110-nucleotide messenger RNA. RefSeq names its product craniofacial development protein 2-like. NCBI's taxonomy places the organism in Eukaryota, Metazoa, Arthropoda, Insecta, Lepidoptera, Pyralidae. Gene Ontology annotation, molecular function: catalytic activity. Gene Ontology annotation, cellular component: nucleus. The transcript has a single exon. Gene Ontology annotation, biological process: chromatin remodeling. The coding region runs from base 1 to 1110 and encodes 369 amino acids. The record is from RefSeq and is a predicted model, not a curated record.